Messenger RNA from Castor canadensis (American beaver), 1339 nucleotides. NCBI's taxonomy places the organism in Eukaryota, Metazoa, Chordata, Mammalia, Rodentia, Castoridae. The record is from RefSeq and is a predicted model, not a curated record.
UCAGGAGCGUGAGGAAGAGGCUGCCUGUGUCAUUAUGUGUGCGUCAGUCAAGUACAACAUUCGGGGUCCUGCCCUCAUCCCAAGAAUGAAGACCAAACACCGAAUCUACUACAUCACUCUCUUCUCCAUUGUCCUGCUGGGCCUCAUCGCCACUGGCAUGUUUCAGUUCUGGCCCCACUCCAUCGAGUCCUCCAAUGACUGGAGUGUGGAGAAGCGCAGUGUCCGGGAUGUGCCAGUGGUCAGGCUACCAGCUGAGAGCCCCAUCCCAGAGCGGGGAGAUCUCAGCUGCAGAAUGCACACGUGCUUUGACGUCUAUCGCUGUGGCUUCAAUCCAAAGAACAAAAUCAAGGUGUAUAUCUACUCUCUGAAAAAGUACGUGGAUGACUCUGGUGUCCCUGUCAGUAGCACCAUCUCCCGGGAGUAUAACGAACUGCUCACCGCCAUCUCAGAGAGUGACUACUAUACUGAUGACAUCACCCGGGCCUGUCUGUUUGUUCCCUCCAUUGACGUGCUUAACCAGAACUCUCUCCGCAUCAAGGAGACUGCGCAGGCACUGGCCCAACUCUCCAGGUGGGAUCGAGGCACAAAUCACUUGUUGUUCAACAUGUUGCCUGGAGGUCCCCCAGAUUAUAACACUGCCCUGGAAGUCCCCAGAGACAGGGCGCUGUUGGCUGGUGGUGGCUUUUCUACAUGGACUUACCGGCAAGGCUACGAUGUCAGCAUCCCCGUCUAUAGUCCACUGUCAGCUGAGGUGACUCUUCCAGAGAAAGGACCAGGUCCCCGACGAUACUUCCUCCUGUCCUCUCAGAUGGCUCUGCAUCCUGAGUACAGAGAGGACCUAGAAGGCCUCCAGGCUAAACAUGGAGAGUCAUUGUUGGUCCUAGACAAAUGCACCAAUCUCUCCGAGGGGGUCCUUUCUGUCCGCAAGCGAUGCCACAACCACCAGGUCUUUGACUACCCUCAGGUGCUGCAGGAGGCUACUUUCUGUGUGGUCCUUCGUGGAGCUCGUCUGGGCCAAGUGGUGCUGAGUGAUGUGUUGCAGGCUGGCUGCAUCCCAGUUGUCAUUGCAGACUCCUACAUUCUGCCAUUCUCUGAGGUUCUUGACUGGAAGAGAGCAUCUGUGGUUGUCCCAGAAGAAAAGAUGUCCGAUGUGUUCAGUAUUUUGCAGAGCAUCCCGCAAAGACAGAUUGAAGAGAUGCAGAGACAGGCACGCUGGUUCUGGGAAGCAUACUUCCAGUCAAUUAAAGCCAUUGCCCUGGCCACCCUGCAGAUUAUCAAUGACCGGAUCUAUCCAUAUGCGGCCAUCUCCUAUGAAGAAUGGAAUGACCCUCCCUCUGUG